AUGCGCGGGACCACGGGCGCGCGCUUGGGGUCGGUCGAUGGGGCGCGCGCGCGCGUCCAGCGCGUGACGCGCGCGGAAGGGACGACCGGGACGAACGCGCGUGGGUCCGCCGACGACGCCCCGCGACGGAUCACGCGUAAGGUGAACGGCGUGAGCGUGUCGACGCAGAUACGGAUGGUGCGACGAACGCGCGAGCGCGAGUCCGGGGGCGCGGGCGGGGGUGGCGGGGCGGGGACGCGCGGGCGGACGACGGACAAGGCGGAGGGCGCGGCGUUUCGCCCGGCGCGGGACGGGGCGUACGAGGCUGAGCUGCGGCGACGACGGGGGGAGGCGCGUGCGGAGGCGAGGCGGGUGGGGGAGUUGGAGGCGUACGGUGGCGUCGGAACGGCGCCCGUGCUGUUGAUCGAUGGGUACAACGUGUGCGGGCUGGGGGAGGAUGGCGUCGAGGCGGCGAGCGAGGCGUUCGCGAAGGGAGACAUGGACGCCGCGCGCGUUGCGCUCACGAACGCGGUGGUUGAUUUCAAGAGUUUUAGUGGGUACAGGGUCGUGUUGGUCUGGGACGCCGAUCGGACGAAGGAUAAGGAUGAGGACGAGAUCGAGGGCGACUUGGACGCGGAUGGAUUUCAGGUCGUGUACAGCGUGAAGAACGACGCCGAUUCUUGGAUCGAAGCGCGCGUGGCGAAGGAAAAGGAGAUUGAUGAAAAUAAGGCGGUGUACGUGGCGACCUCGGACGGGGCGCUGAGCUCGAUCGCGCGAGGGAGCGGGGCGUACGUCAUCACGGCGAAAGCCUUCGUGGAGGAGCUUCGGCGGGCGACGUCCGAGGAGCGCGAGAUCCUUGAAGACGUCGCCAUCGCGGCGAGAUGGAACAGCUCGAAGAAAAUGAGUAAAAUCGGGGUCAAGGGCGAUGACGUCAAGCGAAAGCUCUUGGAGAUGUAUAAAACCGCGCCGAGCAUGGAGCUGCCGGUAAAUGCGCCGAGGGGCGAUUUCAAGCGCCAAUCCGAAGCCUCAAAGAGCACCAAGCAAGCGCCCAAGGCUCCGAAGUGGGCUGAAAUGCGCGCUCAGCGCCGCCAGAGCGACGAUUCUUUCUAG
Molecule: messenger RNA, 1089 nt
Organism: Ostreococcus tauri
Lineage: Eukaryota; Viridiplantae; Chlorophyta; Mamiellophyceae; Mamiellales; Bathycoccaceae
Product: Protein of unknown function DUF901
Exons: 1
Coding region: 1-1089 (362 amino acids)
Source: RefSeq, a predicted model, not a curated record